AUGCGGCUCGCGCAUUCAAAAUUCCGACUAUCGAUUUGUUUAUACUCGUUUAGAGCUGCUCUACUGCCGGGAGACUACGAGCAGCAGAAAAAUGUGCUGGAAAUCCUCGAGAAUCGGGUGAAGUGCUUGUCGAACCAGUACGAUGCAUUGUCCCACAAAAUCGAAAUUGUGAACCAAAGAAUCGCUUAUCCGUCAAACCGCCUAUCCAGUGCUGAGACGAACGCUUACAACGAGCUGCAGCAACUCAGCAUGAAGUCGAAAGUAAUCGUGGCCAAGUUUGAUCAGCUCUUGAAAGAAUGUACAUCAUUGGUUCCUUCGACGUCUAGUAAUAAAUCUUCGUCUACUUCAGUCCAGCCUGUUGAUAACGGUGAUUUGUUACUGAUGAAACAAAUGAUGAUUAGCUGGGACGAAAGAAUAAACAAGCUAGUGAAAACGAUAAACGCUUUGCAGGAAAAGUUUUCCUGA
This is a messenger RNA of Soboliphyme baturini, 465 nucleotides long. The record is from the annotation of a GenBank genome assembly. NCBI's taxonomy places the organism in Eukaryota, Metazoa, Nematoda, Enoplea, Dioctophymatida, Soboliphymatidae.